UUGGCAUCUGUUACAAUUCGCUUCACUUCCUACUCCCCAGGAGCAAGAGAGGAAGCGCGGCGAACAGCCCGAGGUAGCAAAGCAGACAGGGAAGAGAAUAUUUACUAAGGGCGAGGAGUUUUCCGAAUCCAGCGCAUGCUGGUGCGAAAGGCCGGGAGGCAGGCAGGCUGCAGCGCCCCGCCGAAAGCUGCCCCAUCCAGCCAGAACCUCCAGCCAUCUCGCUCCUCUACGUGCACGUCCUCGGCAAGCACCUGCGGUGCACGGAGCGGCUUCCAGUUUGGCCGCUGACGGUCUUGCGGGCGUGGGUGGCAGCCUCGGUUGGCGGGAGCGGCGAAAAGGCUGGCUCCCGGCCGCCUUGGAGAGCGAAGGAGGAGGCGCCCGGGCUGCUGGGCGCAGGCCGCCGGUGCCUCGGGCGUCGGGAGACGGCGUCCAAACAGCGCCGCGGGGCGAAUCGGAGAGGAGACUGCGCGUGAGGGACGACUGGCCAUGGUCGUGGCCGCGGGGCGAAGGGAGGGCGACUCCCCCGCCCGGAACUCGGGAGAGUUUGGACGCUGCGUGUGGAGCUGAGGAGAAGAAUGUGCUCCGGCCCCACCUCCUCCUCCGCCUGGCGCUGCUGCUGUUGCUGCUCCUCACAAGCAAAGAAGGCUGAAAGGGAAGAGACGAGACUCGGGCUGCUGCUGCCGCCGCCGCCGCCGCCGCCGCUGCUGCUGCCGGGCGCGCUGUGCCUGCGCCGCGGGAGCGAGCUCUGACGGUGCUGUUGCUGCACCUGCCUUCAGCCGCUCUGGGAUGUGCAGCAAACGCCUCCUUUUGAACUCCGCUACUUCUCCCGCGCGCUCCACGGAUCUGCUUGGGCGCUCAGCGGCUUCCCGCCGCCGCUUCUGCGGAGGAAUCUACUAGCCCUUCCUCCUGGCAAAGGAUGCCCGGUAGCCGCUCCGCGGAGCCAUAAUCCCUGAGCCUUAAGAAGUGGAAUCACAUUUGAGAACUCAUGGCUACUCAUCUGUUUUGGAUCUGGAGCCUUUUUAUCAUGUUCCUGAUCUCUUCCAUAAACCCUGAAAGUACCUGAUCAUUGAAGACUGAAAUACAUAUUUUUUUUCAUUGAAAGCACCUGUUUUAAAGUAGAUGUACCAGAUCUUCUGGAUGACCAUAAGGAUAAAAAGACUGAAGAAGUCCUGAAGAUUGAUGGAGGGCCAUGCUAUUCAAACAGCAGGUGUUGCUGAGACAGAAGCUCCUUGUGCUAGGCAGCCUUGCUAUUGGAAGUCUCCUAUAUCUAGUUGCCAGAGUUGGGAGCUUGGAUAGACUGCAGCCCAUUUGCCCUAUUGAUGGUCGGUUUGGACUCCAUGGCCAAGACGAAAUUCCACUUCGAGCUCUACAGUUUAAACGUGGCUUGCUACAUGAGUUUCGGAAGGGCAAUGCCAGCAAGGAACAAAUUCGACUUCACAGUUUGGUUCAACAGAUCCCAAAGGCCAUAAUAAUUGGGGUGAGGAAAGGAGGCACACGAGCUCUAUUGGAAAUGCUGAAUCUCCACCCAGCAGUGGUCAAAGCUUCUCAAGAAAUCCACUUCUUUGAUAAUGAUGAGAAUUAUGCCAAGGGCAUUGAAUGGUACAGGAAAAAAAUGCCAUUUUCUUACCCUCAUCAAAUAACAAUUGAGAAAAGUCCUGCAUACUUUAUCACGGAGGAGGUACCUGAAAGGAUAUAUAAAAUGAACUCAUCCAUCAAAUUACUGAUCAUUGUCAGGGAACCCACAACAAGAGCUAUUUCUGAUUACACUCAGGUGCUGGAGGGGAAGGAACGAAAGAAUAAAACCUAUUACAAAUUUGAGAAGCUGGCAAUUGAUUCUAAUACCUGUGAAGUCAACACUAAAUACAAGGCUGUAAGAACCAGCAUCUACACAAAACAUCUGGAGAGAUGGUUAAAAUAUUUUCCCAUUGAGCAGUUUCAUAUUGUUGAUGGUGAUCGUCUCAUUACAGAACCAUUGCCAGAACUCCAGCUGGUAGAGAAGUUCUUAAAUCUUCCUCCAAGGAUAAGUCAAUAUAAUUUAUAUUUCAAUGCCACCAGAGGAUUUUACUGCUUGCGAUUUAACAUUGUCUUUAACAAGUGCCUGGCAGGAAGCAAGGGACGCAUCCAUCCAGAGGUGGAUUCCUCUGUAAUUACCAAAUUGCGCAAGUUCUUUCACCCUUUUAAUCAGAAAUUUUACCAGAUCACAGGGAGGACCUUUAACUGGCCCUAAAGUAAAUUUCAUACAACACUGUGUGUUGCACCCAGAUAUGCAACCGUGUCUCUACUAGAGUAAAAAUAUGCACUUUUCAUACACACAGCUUUCAAAGUACCCCUUUUCAUGCAAUCUUGUACAUAUGCAGUAUGUGACCAAAUAUAUGAUGGGAUCAAUUUUUCUGCAGAGCAGUAAAUAACAUGACAUUUACUCUGUGCAUAAUUGCAUCAUUUUUGCUAUACAAUUAAAUAAAAUAUGUCAUUUAAAAAAACCAACUCAGCUAUCCAGUUCAAAGGGUCAGUACUCUGCUCUGUAAAAUGUUGCUACCAAACAUAUUUAGAGAGAAGUCAGACUAUCAGUUUAUAAUUAACUGCAAAAAUUGUAUUAGGCUAUUAUGGAUGCACAUUGCUAGAAGAAUAUUGACCCUUUACUCUAUUAAAUCUACACUUCAGACUUGUAUUGGUUGUUCCUUCUUUCCAGGAAAUGUUUGGAACUGGAUUCGGAAUUUUGAGCACUGUCAUCAUCCUAGGAUUCUUUGGGGGAACAUGAUGACCACUAAAAUGUGAUAAAGCCAGUGUAAGUUGGCAAUGUAGAUUCAUCCUAAGUGUGAUGCUGAGUUGUUCUACUGGAAUUCUUUUCCUAUUUUUUGAAAAGAAAUUCUCUCAUGCAAUCGACGUUGUUUCAAAUUUCCUGUGGUGAGUUUGCACUAUUGUUUUUAUUGUAUGGAUCAUCUUGGCACUUGUAGCAUGUCAAUCAUAUGUCAAAAAUAAAGCUUUUUUUUCUUUCUAUGCUUGUAUGUUGACAAAGAGAAACCUACUGUAUAUAAUGUACAUUGUUUGUAAAUACUGGUUUCACACUAAGUAAUUCUAUUUUGUAAGCUGAAUAUGACUAUUUAAUUUAUUGUGAAAAUUAAAUUUAUUGUGGUAUUUAAAAAUGGAAUGGAUUAAAAUUGCUAUAUGCACUG
Sphaerodactylus townsendi is the source of this 3173-nucleotide messenger RNA. RefSeq names its product heparan sulfate-glucosamine 3-sulfotransferase 5 (gene HS3ST5). NCBI's taxonomy places the organism in Eukaryota, Metazoa, Chordata, Lepidosauria, Squamata, Sphaerodactylidae. Gene Ontology annotation, molecular function: [heparan sulfate]-glucosamine 3-sulfotransferase activity. The record is from RefSeq and is a predicted model, not a curated record. The transcript has 4 exons. The coding region runs from base 1190 to 2227 and encodes 345 amino acids.